Lagopus muta (rock ptarmigan) is the source of this 5318-nucleotide messenger RNA. RefSeq names its product protein tyrosine kinase 2 beta (gene PTK2B). The record is from RefSeq and is a predicted model, not a curated record. Gene Ontology annotation, biological process: protein phosphorylation; signal complex assembly. Gene Ontology annotation, molecular function: protein tyrosine kinase activity; ATP binding. The transcript has 31 exons. Lineage: Eukaryota; Metazoa; Chordata; Aves; Galliformes; Phasianidae. Gene Ontology annotation, cellular component: focal adhesion; cytoskeleton. The coding region runs from base 1217 to 4516 and encodes 1099 amino acids.
GGAAUUACAAAGGACUGGGGGCUGUGGAACCUCUGGCCUGACCAGGUAUGCAGCUGUGUGUUAGAAGAGCACACACAGAUCAGAUCUGGCUUUUUCAUCCUGUGAGAUGAAGGAAAUGGAGGCCAAAAGGAAAUGCUACUGUCGUUCAGAAGUACGCAGCAGUAGCAGAUGCCAUAGAGGAGGGGAGAACUCAUUAAGGUCAAGGACAGUGGAAAUCAGAGUUGCUGGAAACCCACCAGCAGCAGUGAGAGACUUGGAGGAGAUCCUGGUCAGUGUAAUGGAAAUAAGACAGAGAAAGGAAAACAUGGAGGAAAAAGCACCCAGAUCCACCAGGUAUUUUGGAAUAGAACUGGAAAAAUAAGAGGCUCGUGGUGCACCCUGUAUUGCUAUGGCAGAAGAGUUUUGCUAGGAGCCUCCUUCCAGUUAUUUAAGAACACUCUGAAAAUUGCUUGCAGAAAGCACGGCUGCUUUUUGGUCUCUGUCCACAGACAGAAGUGUGGUAAGAAACAAACAACAAACAACAAGGAGUUGUAAGAGCAAAUCCGAAAUGUGGAUUUACAGGAUGUUGGUGUUGGGAAAGUGAACUCCACAAACCAAGCACACUGAUGUUGGAUAGAAGAGAGCAGCAUGCUCACAGAACUGAAGGCAUCUAUUUUUCUCUUCUUUUUCCACUGCUCAGCUGGCACUGAUCCUCCCUUCAUAGCACUUGUAUGCCCGUGUGCUUCCUUACCACCUUUCUGACUGGUUUACUUCUUUGAUACGCAGUUCUUAAUUGCAUAGAGGUUCAUGAUGCCAAAUUAAUGAGUGCUUCUUCACCAGGGAGCACAUCCAUGUGGGUGGAGAGGUUUCUUCACAAUUCCUGGUUCAGCAGUGGGCUCAUUGCAGGAAUAACCAUCCUCAAGUGAAGGAAGCUGUAGCUGUAGAUGUCCCUGUUCAUUGCAGGGGAAUGGAACUGGAUGAGCUUUGAAAGUCCCUUCUAUUCACAUGAGUUUGUUACUCUAUGAAGUGUCUUACCACUGUAGCAAGCUGAAGUGGUUAUGUGUGGGAAUUCCUUCAGAAAUACAGGAAUUUGCAUAGAACAAGGAUGGUGGUGUCCAGCCUGAGCUGCAGACAGCUCCACUAACGAGAGUGCAGUUGGUCCCAUUCAGAUUUGCAGUUAUCCUGGGGAUGUUGAAAGGUUCAUUUUUGCUGCUGACAGCCUCGGAGACAAUCCACCAUGCACGUGGCUCAAUGUGGAAGAGCGUGUUGUGGUGUUUUCUGUCUUCCUAUAAAGCAGUUUGAUGCUUUUCUAAUUACAGAUCUCUAUGAUAUUUUUUUCUCUGGCAGAAAGCCUGAAAUUUCCAAUAGUAAAGUGUCUGCCAGACAUGGAGCCCUUGGAGCAGGUGCAGAGGAGGGCACUGAGAUGAUCAGAGGGCUGGAGCAGCUCUCCUGGAAGGGAUGCUCAGCCCCUAGCACCCCCCCGGCCAUGAGCAUGUCAGCCCUUCCUGAGCCCCUGGGCCGCCCACGGAGCAGCUCCUUCCGCAGCCUGGCUGGGACUCUGGAGGCCAACCUGGGCAUGGGGACUCUGGAGGAGGACAGGGAGGAGAUGCGCAUCCUCAAGGUGUGCUUCUACAGCAACAGCUUCAACAUGGGCAAGAAUUUCAAGCUGAUCAAGUGCCCCGUGACGACAGAGAUCCGGGAGGUGAUCAGAUCCAUCCUAGUGAGCGGCCGCAUCGGGCCCAACAUCCAGCUGUCCGAGUGCUACGGGCUGCGCCUGAAGCACGUCAAGUCAGACGAGAUCCACUGGCUGCACCCCGAGCUGACGGUGGGUGAGGUGCAGGAGAAGUACGAGUGCCUGCACCUGGAGGCCGAGUGGAGGUACGACCUGCAGAUCCGCUAUCUGCCUGAGGACUACAUGGAGCGUUUCUUAGAGGACAGGACCACGCUUCUCUACUUCUACCAGCAGCUCCGCAGCGAGUACAUGCAGAACUACGCCAGCAAGGUGAGCGAGGGCAUGGCCCUGCAGCUGGGCUGCCUCGAGCUCAGGAGGUUUUACAAGGACAUGCCCCAGAAUGCGCUGGAUAAGAAGUCCAACUUCGAGUUCCUGGAGAAGGAGGUGGGCUUGGACCUGUUCUUCCCCAGCCAGAUGCAGGAGAACCUGAAGCCCAAGCAGUUCCGCAAGAUGAUCCAGCAGACGUUCCAGCAGUACGCGCUGCUGCGGGAGGAGGAGUGCAUCCUCAAGUUCCUGCAUACACUCUCCACCUUUGCCAACAUUGACCAGGAGAGCUAUCGCUGUGAGCUCAUUCAAGGGUGGAACAUCACAGUGGACCUUGUCAUUGGGCCGAAGGGCAUCCGGCAGAUGACAAGCAAGGAGGCCAAGCCCACUUGCCUGGCUGAGUUCAAACACAUCAAAUCCAUCAAAUGCUCCAGCGUGGAGGACGGCCAGGCUGUGCUGCAGCUGGGGCUCAGCGGCACCCCCCAGUCCCUGGCCAUCAAAACAUCGUCUCUGGCUGAGGCAGAGAACAUGGCUGACCUCAUUGAUGGCUACUGCCGGCUGCAAGGGGGCUUGGACACAUCGCUCAUCGUCUUCCCCAGGAGAGAGAGGGAGAAGAGGAGCAGCCUUCCACGGAUUCCCAUCCCGCACCUGGAGGAGCGACACUCUGCUGUGUCUGACAGCCUCAGCGUUGACUCUGAGAUUUAUGCUGAAAUCCCUGACGAGACCUCACGCCCGAGAUCUGGAGCCCAGCACUACGGGAUCUGCCGGGAGGACAUCACACUGGGAAGGAUCCUGGGCGAAGGCUUCUUCGGCGAGGUGUACGAGGGCACCUACACCAACCCGAAAGGGGAGAGGGUGAAUGUGGCUGUGAAGACGUGCAAGAAGGACUGCAGCCCCGAGAACAAGGACAAGUUCCUGAGCGAGGCGGUGCUGAUGAAGAAGUUGGACCACCCCCACAUCGUGAAGCUCAUUGGCAUUGCAGAGGAAGAACCCACGUGGAUCAUCAUGGAGCUGUACCCCUAUGGGGAGCUGGGUCAAUACCUGGAGCAGAACAAGCACUGCCUCGCUGUGCCCACGCUCGUCCUGUAUGCACUGCAGAUCAGCAAAGCCUUGGCGUAUCUGGAGGCCAUCAACUGUGUGCACAGGGACAUUGCAGUGAGGAAUAUCCUGGUGGCAUCCCCAGAGUGUGUGAAGCUGGGUGACUUUGGGCUCUCCAGGUACAUCGAAGAUGAGGAGUACUAUAAAGCGUCUGUCACCCGUCUCCCCAUCAAGUGGAUGUCCCCUGAGUCCAUCAACUUCCGACGCUUCACAACAGCCAGUGAUGUCUGGAUGUUUGCCGUGUGCAUGUGGGAGAUCCUGAGCUAUGGCCGGCAGCCCUUCUUCUGGCUGGAGAACAAGGACGUGAUCGGGGUGUUGGAGAGGGGCGACCGCCUGCCCAAGCCCGACCUCUGCCCACCCAUCCUCUACACCCUGAUGACGCGCUGCUGGGACUACGACCCCAGCGAGAGGCCCAAGUUCAAGGACCUGGUUUGCAGCUUGAGUGACAUUUACCUGAUGGAGAAGGAGCUGGCCAAGGAGCAGGAGCGGAACAACCGCCACCGGCCUCCCAAAAUCAUGGAGCCACCAACUUCCCAGGAGCCGCCCCCCAAGCCCAGCAGACCCAGGUACAAACCUCCACCCCAGAGCAACCUCCUGGCACCCAAGCUGCAGUUCCAGGUGCCCGAGGGUCUGUGUGCGAGCUCACCCACCCUCACCAGCCCCGCCGAGUACCAGUCUCCAGCCAGCUCCCUGCACACCCCUCCGCUCCACCGCCACCACGUCUUCAAGCGCCACAGCAUGCGGGAGGAAGACUUCCUGCGUCCCAGCAGCAGGGAAGAGGCACAGAAGCUGUGGGAGAUGGAGAGGCUGAAGAUGCGGCAGGUGCUGGACAAGCAGCAAAAGCAGAUGGUGGAGGACUACCAAUGGCUGAGGCAGGAGGAGAAAUCCCUGGACCCAACAGUGUUCAUGAACAACAACACUGCUCUGCUGCUCCCGGAGAAGGAGAUGGAUUACACGGAGUUCACGGCCCCCCCCCAGAAGCCUCCAAGACUUGGGGCACAGUCCAUCCAGCCAGCUCCCACUGCCAAUCUGGACCGCACGGAUGACACGGUGUACAGCAACGUCAUGGACCUGGUGAGAGCUGUCCUGCAGCUGAAGAAUGAGAUCAGCCUCCUGCCCCCAGAGGGAUACAUCCUCGUGGUGAAGAACGUGGGCCUGUCCCUCCGCAAGCUGAUCGGCAGCGUGGAUGAGAUCCUGCCCAUCCUGCCCGCCACUUCCCGCACCGAGAUUGAAGGGACCCAGAAGUUGCUCAACAAGGACUUGGCUGAGCUCAUAAACAAGAUGCGCCUGGCACAGCAGAACGCCAUCACCUCGCUGAGCGAGGAGUGCAAGAAGCAGAUGCUGACAGCCUCCCAUACCCUGGCUGUGGACGCCAAGAACCUGCUGGACGCUGUGGACCAAGCCAAGGUCCAGGCCAACCUGGUGAAGCUGUGCGUGGAGUGAGGGAAUAUGAAGGGGUGGGGAAGGAGAAGAGGAGGAGAGGCAGCGUCGCCUUGGUCGGUAGCGAUGGGAGGAGAGCGGUGCGGACGAGCUGGCUUCUGUGUGUCUCCCGUGGCCUCGCCGCCCUGUCCUCCAUGUCCCCCUCCUCCUGCAGCUGCUUGUGUCUUUAGCAUCAUCUCAUCAGUCUUCUGAAGAAAGGAGGUGCCUGGUGACGCAUCCCUCCAAAGGACUGGGGGUGGCCUGGCUGUCCCCAAGGGUGGAUGAAGGUCCCUUUGGGUUCGGUGGCACCAACAGGGCUGUGUGUCCAUUCAGUGUUCCCAAUGGGCCUGUCCAGUGGGUCCAUGUGUCUAUCCAAUGGGUCCCCAUGUCCGUCCCAUGGCCCCUCCCAGGGACAGCACAUCCAACUGGGGACCUGCGCCCUGCUGCUCAGUGCUGGGAGCUGGGGACACAGUGACCAGGGGAGCUGGCUUCCCAGGAGGGGCUCGCUGGAGGGACUGUUUGCAUUUCCUUGUACAUUAUAUAGAAGAGUUUAUUUAAUGAUGGGCGUGCGUCGGGUCGGUUCUCGCGUCCAGCCCCAGCCAGGGGAGUGUGGGAGGGAUGGGUCCUUGUGCCCGCAGCCGUCAGUGCCACAAAUCAGUCGGGAGGAUGGGGCCUCUUCCAGCUGAAUUUGCUCCAAGCUACUCCAUGUAAACGACAACAGCAACAAAUUCUCUGUUUGGUUUGUGCUUGAAUUGGAAUUCGUACGGUUUGGGCUUUUCCCCAGCAUCUUCCCACAACGCUGCUUGCGCUGGCUGAGAUAAACCAU